Molecule: messenger RNA, 1061 nt
Organism: Gilbertella persicaria
Lineage: Eukaryota; Fungi; Mucoromycota; Mucoromycetes; Mucorales; Choanephoraceae
Product: velvet factor-domain-containing protein
Exons: 5
Coding region: 24-1025 (333 amino acids)
Source: RefSeq, a predicted model, not a curated record
UUUUUUUUCUUUUGUUUUUCAACAUGUCUUGUACUUAUCGAUUUAUAAACUCAUCCUUGUCUCAACUCCCGGCUCAGAGAGACUUCAACAUCAUUCUAAGACAGCAACCUAAUCAAGCAAAAAUGAGUGUUCCUAACGAAAGAGACAGACGAUCAAUAGAACCACCACCUAUUCUUCAAGUUCAAUGGCUGAAUUGUACACCCGAACAUCAAAAACAAUCAUUACAGAGUCCAUUCUACUUUAUGAUGGUCAAUCUCUUACCUGCAGAACAUCCAGAUAUCACUUGUCCUUUACCUACUCAAGAAUAUUUAUCCGGCACUAUUGUUUCAUCUCUUCAUCGGCUAAGGGAUGUAGAUAACGUAGACGGUGGUUUCUUUAUAUUUGGCGAUCUGGCAGUUAAGAAGCCAGGGCACUUUCGAUUACAUUUUAGUCUAUUUGAAAUAAUAGAUGGUAUUGUAGGAAACUGUAAAAACAAACUAUCAGAGCCAUUUAUUGUCUAUACCCCCAAAAUGUAUCCAGGUCCAAUUAAGUCUACUUUUCUAUCUCGUACAUUUUCUGAUCAAGGGAUUAAAAUACGUGUGCGUAAAGACACUCAAGUACAGACAACUAGUCAACAAAAAAGGUCAAGCACAAUACGGAAAAGAAAACAUACAAGUCAACACAAUGCGCCUAUUAUGAAAAAAGAAAUUCUAUCACUACCUUCUUAUGCCUCAGACCAUCCUGCUGCUCAUUUUGGUCGAUGGCAGUCUUGGCAUCCAAUAAUAAGUAGAAAGGAUACCCCGCAAGCAUUGACACCCUCUCAUUUGUCGCCUAUAUCUUCACCCACUUUAUCCCACCAAUCUUCAUCUUCUACACAUAGUUUGCCGCCUAUGACCAGCCCUAGUUUGCCUAGUCUUAUGCACUCAGUUCCUUUUGAACACUACAGGCUGCCUCCUCCUAGGGAGAUUAUAAAUAAUCGGCAUUCAAAUGAUAUUUACCAUACAUAUACAUCACCCUUUCCUUUAGACAGUUCGUUUUUUAAAUAAAUUGCUUUUCAUUGGACAACGUGGCAUAACUUAUAG